AAAUCUUUCAUCUUGACCUAACAAACAGCUAUGGCGGACGACGAGCUACAAGCUAUCCGAGCGAGGCGUAUGGCCGAAAUGCGUGCGGCUCAGGGGGGAUCAGCGGGUUCAAUGGGACUGCCCGCAGGCAUGGCAGCAGGUGGCCCACCCGGUAAUUCUGCUGAAGAAGCUGAAAAGAAGAGCCAAAUGGAGGAGAUGCGAAGGAAUAUGCUUUACCAAAUCCUGGACAAUGACGCUCGGGAACGACUCGCCCGCAUCAAGAUUGUAAAGGCAGAAAAGGCCCGUGCUGUAGAAGAUCUUUUAAUUCGAAUGGCCCAAACCGGUCAGAUCAGAGCCAAGGUCAAUGAAUCAACACUCAUUGGCCUUCUGGAACAAAUUAACGAACAAAACCAAAAAGAAACAAAGAUCACCUACAAUCGACGACGAGAAGACGAUUCGGAUGAUGACGAUUUUGGAUUGUAGUUUACAUUUGGGCGUAGCACAGUAGGGCAUAGUAUGUGCGCGAUAUGUAUAUACACAAUGAUACAAAUAAUUGAGCGCGAGGCUUCUGUAUUCUCCGUCUACCAAAUAUGAUAUGGGUGGGACGUGAUCAUUUGGGGAUGUCGCUUAAACGAUGCGGCUUUUGACCAUAGUAAAUCUUUCAAUUCGAUCCAGUUUGUCGCCGGUGGCACCCUUUUCCUCC
Messenger RNA from Spizellomyces punctatus DAOM BR117, 682 nucleotides. RefSeq lists its product as uncharacterized. The coding region runs from base 31 to 462 and encodes 143 amino acids. The transcript is spliced from 8 exons. Gene Ontology annotation, molecular function: DNA binding. The record is from RefSeq and is a predicted model, not a curated record. NCBI's taxonomy places the organism in Eukaryota, Fungi, Chytridiomycota, Chytridiomycetes, Spizellomycetales, Spizellomycetaceae. Gene Ontology annotation, cellular component: nucleus; cytosol.